CCAACUCCGUUCAUUCUCAUCCUACUCCCCGGCUGGAAAAAUGGCUGCUUCAGCGGCGGCACAGGGCUCAAACCCCGGUCUCUGCCCCAGUUUCGCAGUGGUCUGCUCGUUCCUGGAGCGCUACGGACAAGCCCUGGACCUCCCCGAACUCACCUUUCCGCAGAUGGAGAGGUAUCUCCGGGACACAUCGACAGGUGGGAAGGGAGAGGAAGAGGGUCUCAGCAUCAUCAUCACUGACUUGCUGGGUAGUCAGGGGGGAGCCAGUAGAGCUAGCUAACUGGCUAGGGGGAGUUUCCACACACUGUGACAUGUGGCUGGGUAUAACUGGCUAAUGUUACUGAUUGAUGUAGCUAGAUAGCUAGAUGAAUCGUUACUUAGCUAUUUGAUAAAUAGCUAGCUAGCCAUUCCUGCUUGAAUUACCAAACUAGUUAGUUAGCUACCUUCAUUUUGUUAGCUAGCUAUCAGGUGGACUUUUCCAUCAUGCUUGCCUGCCCAUACUAGUGCAAGAAAAGUAUCAAACUCAGCCCCAGGUGUGUUUGAGUAAAUACUAUUCGAAUACAAUCGAUCUCGUAUUGUGGCGAAUCGUGUCGUAAACAGUUGUCAAAAUAGUCCGAUAAAAACAGUACUUGGCUGACUGUCAAUUUUGCGCAUGCGCAAUGCGUGAUGUAGCUGAGCUAGCCAACUUCAUGCUAAACCAAGCUAACGUUAGAUGUGUUGGUGGCUAUCAAUUCAUUCAAAUAAAAUACCGCUGAUUUCAAAUUCCUCAGACUUUACACUUGCCACAGUUUCUAACUAUUUAAAUCCUCUUUAGAGAUAAUGGUAGCUGCUGGGGCUUUCUUGUCACGAUUUAGCUAGUUAUCUUGCUAACUGUGUGUAGCGUACCUAGGCUAGUUACAAACGUUACAGUAUCUGUAGGAAAGAUGUUGUUACUAGCUAGCUAGUUAGUUAACUGUCUGUAGACUGCUGUGAUAACGUUGUUUGCUCUUUCCACAUUUCCUCCCUUGUUCACGAAACACAUCGUCGUGUUUUUUUUUAUAAUGCAAAAAAUGACAAUGCAUUACAGUUGCUUUUGAUCUUACCUCCACAUCUUCCACUGUUAGCUAUAUCUUUGAGAAUAAUUCCAAGAAAGUGUGAAUCAAUGUGAAUUGCACAGUCAGAAUACCAGAAGGAGAAUGCUAUUUUUUUUUAAAAUUCCCACUGCACAUUGGGUGUUGUAAUACGUUUUUAGUGUUAUACUAGCUGGUGUUAUGACAGUGUGUUUAGUUUUAUAACAAACUAAUGUAUUAACUCAUGUAUUAUCUCUCUGUGUGUGUAUCUCUCAGUUCCCAAGCCACUGGUGGAGCUGCAUGUCAAGCUGCUGAGGAAGCUUGGCAAGUCUGUGUCUGCAGACAAGUGGGAGAGGUACCUGGCUAAGGUGAGCUGUGCUUGGUGUGUGUGUGUGUGUGUGUAUGUGUGUGUGUGUGUGUGUGUGUGUACACCUGUAAUGACUGUAUAUUUAUCAUCCAGGUAUGCCAGGACAUCAACAGUAGCUGGGCCUGGGAGCUGGAACACAAGGGAUACCAGGAGAUGAGCAUGGAGUGCAAAACCAGCAUCCUCAAAGUAAGACACACACACACACACACACACACACACACCUUGUGCAGACUAUCAUACUAAUAUACCAGUUUACCUCCUCUGUGAUAUCUACUCAAUGUAUGAACAGUAUAUUGAUAAUAUACACUGCUUUCAGAAACUAUUUACACCCCUUGACUUUUUCCACAUUUUGUUGUGUUACAGCCUGAAUUUAAAAUGUAUUACAUUUAGAUUUUGUGUUACUGAUUUACACACAAUACCCCAUCAUUUCAAAGUGGAAUAAUGUUUUUAGAAAUUUUUACAAAUUAAUAGAAAAUGGAAAGCUUAAAUAUCUUGAAUCAAUAAGUAUUCAACCCCUUUGUUAUGGCAAGCCUAAAUAACUUCAGUAGUAAAACUUUGCUUAACAAGUCAGAUAAUAAGUUGCAUGGACUAACUCUGUGUGCAAUAAUAGUGUUUAACAUGAUUUUUGAAUGACUAUCUCAUCUCUGUACCCCACACAUACAAUUAUCUGUAAGGUCCCUCAGUCGAGCAGUGAAUUUCAAGUACAGAUUCAACAAUGAAAACUGCAAUGAAGGGCACCUAUUGGUAGAUGGAUAUAUUUAAAUAAAAAAAAGCAGACACUGAAUAUCCCUUUGAGCAUGGUGAAGCUAUUAAUUACACUCAGGAUGGUGUAUCAAUACAUCCAUUUACUACAAAAAUACAGGCGUUCUUCCUAACUCAGUUGACGGAGAGUAAGGAAACCGCUCAGGGAUUUCACCAUGAGGCCAAUGGUGAUUUUAAACCAGUUACAGAGUUAAAUGGCUGUGAUAGGAGAAAGCUGAGGAUGGAUCAACAGCAUUGUAGUUACUCCACAAUACAAACCUAAAUGACAUAGUGAAAAGGAUGCCUGUACAGAAUACAAAUAUUCCAAAACAUGCAUCCUGUUUGCAAUAAUACACUAAAGUAAUAAUAAAAUAAUGGUAGCAAAGAAAUUAACUUUUUGUCCGGAAUACAAAGCACUAUGUUUGGGGCAAAUCCAACACAUCACUGUGUACCACUCUUCAUAUUUUCAAGCAUGGUGGUGGCUGCAUCAUGUUAUGGGUAUGCUUGUCAUCGGCAAGGACUAGGGAACUUUUUAGGAUAAAAAGAAAAGGAAUAGAGCUAAGCGUAGUCCUAGAGAAAAACUUUGUUCAGUCUGCUUUCCAACAGACACUGGGAGACAAAUCCACCUUUCAGCAGGACAAUAACUUAAAAUGCAAGGCCAAUUAUAGACUGGAGUUACUUACCAAGACGACAUUGAAUGUUCCUGAGUGGCCUAGUUACAGUUUUGACUUAAAUCGUCUUAAGAAUCUAUGGCAAGACUUUAAAAAUGGCUGUCUAGCAAUGAUCAACAACCAACUUGACAGGGCUUGAAGAAUUACAAAAAUAGUAAUGGGCAAAUAUUGUACAAUCCAGGUUGGCAAAGCUGUUAGAGACUUACCCAGAAAGACCCACAGCUGUAAUUGCUGCCGAAGGUGAUUCUAAAAUGUUUUUGUUUCCCAUUAAUUAUGAGUCUUCUUUUUUUUUCACUUUGAAAUUAGAGUAUUUUGUGUAGAUCGUUGACAAAAAAUGACAAUGAAAUCAAUUUUAAUCCCACUUUGUAACAAAACAAAAUGUGGAAAAAGUAAAGGGGUGUGAAUACUUUCUGAAGGCACUGUACUGUUUUCUUCUCUCUCUCUGUCUGACGGAAACCCCCGUCUCUCUCUAACCCCUGACCUCUAACCCUUGACCCCAGUACCUGUGUGAGAUCCAGUUUGAUGACAACCUGAAGUUCAAGAUGUUGGUGAACGAGGAGGAGGCAGAGGCGAUGAGGCUGCAGCCGUUGGGCAGAGACAGACAGGGCCUGAUGUACUGGCUGCAGACUGACGCCCAGCACAACAUCCGCCUGUACACAGAGGAACAGGACGACUGGGACGGAUCCACCUGGAGAUGUAUCGUCAGGUAAUAAUGGAUGCAUGGAUGGAUGGAUAGAUAAGAUAUAUUUUUUGCAACCCUAGUUGGAGCAGCUAAGAAGAAAGAGUAUUUUCCCCCUUUUCUCUACUUUUGCAUAUUUUUUAUACUGAAUGUUAUCAGAUCUUCAACCUAAACCUAAUAAUAGAUAAAGGGAACCUGAGUGAACAAAUAACACAACAAUUACAUACCUAUUUCAUUAAUAAAGUUAUGGAACACCCAAUGUCCCUGUGUGAAAACGUAAUUGCCCCCUUACACUCAAUAACUGGAUGGCCUGACAUUCUCCUGUAGAAUUCUCUGAUAAUAGAAGGAACCAUGAAUUCUGCUCUGUGUCUGAGAAUUCUACAGGAGAAUGUCAGGCCAUCCGUCUGUGAGCUGAAGCACAGCUGGGUCAUGCAGUAAGACAGUGAUCCAAAACACACAAUCAAGUCUACAUGAAAAUGGUUAAAAAGCAACAAAUUUGAAGUUUUGAAAUUGCCUAGUCAAAGUCCAGACCUAAUCCCAAUUGAGAUGAAACGAGCAGUUCAUGCUUCAAAACCCACAAAUGUCGCUGAGUUAAUGCAGUUCUGCAUGCUAGAGUGGGCCAAAAUUCCUCCACAGCGAUUUGGGAGACUGAUCAACAACUACAGCAAGCAUUUGGUCAUUACAGCUAAAGGUGGCACAACCAGUUAUUGAGUGCAAUUACUUUUUCACAGAGGGGAAUUGAGUAUUGCAUUACUUUGUUAAUUAAAUAAAUCAAAUAAGUAUCAAUUUUUUGGGUUAUUAGUAAACUCAGGUUUAUCUAAUAUUAGGUUUUGGUUGAAGAUCUGAUAACAUUCAGUAUCAAAAAUAUGCAAAACUUGAGAAAAUCAGAAAGGGGGCAAAUACUUUAUGUUCAGAAUGUUCUGUUUGUCCUCAGAACCCGGAAUGACUUAGCCGAUGCUUUGGACCUCCUGAAGACCCAGCUGGACUCAGAACACAAGGAGAAAGAGGAGGGAGAGACAGAGAAAGAGAUGGACAGAGAGAAGAAGAGAGGGUCCAACUGUGCCAAACCUGUGGAGAGGGGGAGAAGAGACGAGGAGGGUAAGGGUUCUGUUGUUACUUGUAAUAUGAUGGUGUAGUUAGUAGUAAUAUGAUCAUCUUGUCACUACUGAUAUAUUAUAAUUAUGUUAUUAUGAAUGAAUGUUGGAACCAGAGCUGCAAUAUAACAUGUCAACAUGUGUGGUGAUUUUUCAAGGCGAGGCUAGAGGAGAGGUAAAGGAGGAGGAAGAGGAGGAGGCAAGACAGAAGAGGAAGGCUGAGGAAGACAAGAAGAAGAGUAAAGAGAGCGAGAAGGAGGAGGAAGAGGAGGCUAAGCGAGAGAAGAGUAGAUCCUCUCCCUAUCCAGAAUCCACUAGUACGGACGACAACAUGGUGUCUUUAGCAGAGAAGGAAAACCCAACCAAGCUUGAACCGGUAGUCUCAGUGAAGGAGGAAAACAUUGCAGUUGAGAUUAAGGAAGAAAGGGAGAAGAAAAAACGAGGUGAGAAAGAAGAGGGAGAGAAACAGAGCUGGAGGAAGGAGGAGAGGUCAGAAGUGAUUGACAACAGAGUGAGCACCAUCACCGCGCUCGUCAAAGAGGAGCCCCAAACGCUUAGCAACUCCCCUAGCAAUGCUGUCUCCGUCGUCAUGGCGCCCGUCUUGGCAACAAUGAAACAGGAAGUUCCUCCUGUGAAGGAGGAAGCGGAGCGGGCCCUGAGGACCGACCAGCAGGCCAAGAUGCCACUGAAGAAGAGAGAGCUCUUUGGCGCCAACCGUCACCAUAUCAACUUACAUCACAACAACAACAACAACAACAAUGACAUGCACAGUAACCAACACAACAACAACAGCCAUAGCAGCAGUACUAGCAGUAGCAUCAUCGUCCGUAACCCUUCAGUAACACAUACCAGGGAGGAGCAGCUGGGGAGGCAGUCAGCUCCACCUGGGGGCCUGGCUGUCCCACUGCCAGAGGAGCUGACCAAUGGGGGGGCUCCCCUAAAUGGGCUUGGAGGGCUCAUAGGGGGUAUAGGUCAUGUGGGGGUCAUCUGCAGGCCGGUCUCGCAGCAACAAGAUGGCGGAUCGGUCUGUACGGAGAGAACCAGACCAGGGUCAGAAGAGGGGGAGGAGAGGGCCAGAGCUCCAGACAAGGAGAGGAGCAGGCAGUCAGUCCUGGUGAGGAAGAGCCCUGGCUGGGGAGAGACUGGAGCCCCAACACCCCUGGAGCCUAGAGGACAGGAGAGACCGACAGGAGGAGAGGAGAGAGAGAGGGAAGGAGAGAGCGAUAGGAAAGAGAAAGGAGAGAGAUCGAGGGAGAGGUUAGGAGAGGAUGGAAGAGAGAAAGCGAGGGAGAAGUUAGAUGGAGACCAGUCUGGAGAGAGGGAUGACAACCCGAAAGAGAAAAAGACCAACCUCCAUGUGGAGAAAAGCGAGGGAUGCCAUGGAACAGAGGAAGAGGGGAAGAAGAAGAGUGCCUCAGGAGAGAAGGAGCAGGAGUCAGAGAGCAGCCAGACUGUAGAAGGACAGAAGGUUCAGGAGGACCAGGGAGAGGCCCUCAGCACAGACACACUAACCCAUGCCGGGGUGAGGGGAGCUGGGCAUGGAGCAGCAGACCGGCUGGGUCCCCUGGAGGCCUCCUCUGAGCUGCAGAAAGAAGGGAUCAGGCUGAAGAUAAAGAUCCCUCCCAACCAGAGGAGAGAGAAUGUGAGAGAGGAGAAGGGGGAGGAGCAGGGAGAUGGGAGGUCUCUGCGGAGAUCGGCUCGUAUCUGCAGGUAAGGUUCAUGAUAGAAUCUCUUCCCAUCACAAUGUCUCAAUCAUUAUUAGCGUAACAUAACUUCUUUCAUCACAAUAACUGAGGUGACAAUUUAUCAUGUAGAGCUGAACAAUAUAUACAAUAUUCUGCUUUAAUAUCACACACUCACUCAUUCCCGUCGUGCCGGCUGGCGCAUAGGGCAGCAACAAAGGCUCUCCACGUCUUUGGCCAUCUUCUCCAACUGUGCCCCAGCUCUGCUGGAAUUGUUGGAGCUGUCGCCAUUGUUCUGUAAUUUGAUAUUUAGAUAUUUUACUGAUCAACCCUACCUACAGACCCAGCCCAAACAAGGUGGAGAGCCAAGACGCACCACCAGUAGUGAGGGAGGAAGAAGAGGAGGAGAAGACUGCUCAAUGGCAAAAGAAGAGAGCAAACCCUGAGGGACAAAGCAGGACUGUAAAGGUAACUACUUUGUUUUAAAAGUUAAUUUACUCAUUUAUAAGUGAUGUAGGAAUAAGGCUUUGUAUGAAUAUCAAAAUGAUCAUAGCCAAGAAAAUGUUUGUUAUCAAUGUGAUUGAUUGUAACCGUGUGUGUGUGUGUGUGUGUCUACAGAGCAGACGAAGACAACGAGGCACCCGCUGGUCAAACACUCGAGCGAAGAAAUGCAAACCGAAUGAGGGAGGAGAGGAGGGGGAGGGGGAGGAGAGAGGGAGGGAGGAGGAGAGAGGGAGAGAGGGAAGUGGUUGUGACUCAGAUGACUCUGGCCAAUCAGAGGAGACGCCUAAUGAAGAUCCCUGCAGCCACUGUGGACUCCCCAACCACCCUGAACUGGUGAGAAGUGUGUGUGUGUGUGGAGGAGAUUGUGUUUUUUGUUUCUUUAAGUCUCUGCAUCCGUAUGACUUAUGAAAUAUUGUGUGCAUUAUUGUGAAUCCAUAAACAGUGUGUGUUAAAACUGUUUCCCUUCUGCAGAUUACUAUCUAUUCUUGAUUUCAUGACUUUAUUUGUACCCAGCACAUGAAUGUGUAUACAUUCCGUUGUGUUUCUCUGCUGCAGAUCCUGCUGUGUGAUUCAUGCGAUAGUGGUUACCACACCGCCUGUCUCAGACCCCCUCUCAUGGUCAUACCUGAGGGAGAAUGGUUCUGCCCGCCCUGCCAACACGUAAGUGAGAGAGAGUGUGUGUGUGUGUUUGUGCAUGCGUGUAUUAACACUGUCCCUGGUCUCUGUAGAAGCUGCUGUGUGAGAGACUAGAGGAGCAGCUGCAGAAUCUGGAUUGCGCUCUGAAGAAAAGAGACCGAGCUGAGAGGAGGUAACACACACAGCACACACACACAGUCUCACACGUCAAACACAGUCUCACUCACACAUUGUCACACACACACAUAACACUGAAAUGGUUGUGUAAUUCCUGUGUGUUUUGUCUGUAGGAGGGAGCGUCUGGUGUAUGUGGGAAUCAGUGUGGAGAACAUCAUUCCUGUAAGUACACACACACACAAUUAGGCUAUCAGGCAAAAUGA
Molecule: messenger RNA, 7800 nt
Organism: Coregonus sp. 'balchen'
Lineage: Eukaryota; Metazoa; Chordata; Actinopteri; Salmoniformes; Salmonidae
Source: the annotation of a GenBank genome assembly